Esox lucius (northern pike) is the source of this 4616-nucleotide messenger RNA. It is a transcript of the gene pde8a, whose product is annotated as phosphodiesterase 8A. Gene Ontology annotation, biological process: cellular response to epidermal growth factor stimulus; positive regulation of ERK1 and ERK2 cascade; signal transduction. The coding region runs from base 1208 to 3631 and encodes 807 amino acids. Gene Ontology annotation, molecular function: 3',5'-cyclic-AMP phosphodiesterase activity. The transcript has 22 exons. The record is from RefSeq and is a predicted model, not a curated record. Lineage: Eukaryota; Metazoa; Chordata; Actinopteri; Esociformes; Esocidae.
AUCCUUGCGGCAGCUUUUAUUGGACGUGCUGCUGUCAAGCAGUGCCGAAGAAUUGGAAGGGCAAAAGCUAGAAAGGCAGUGAAAAUACUUACAGAAUUCAACAUUAUGUAGCUAUUUUCUGCCUUUUACGUUUAGAAGGAGCAUUCAUUCGCCUUCCUUUCUGAAAACCGAAACUUGGGGACGCGGAGAGGUCUUGUUUUUGUAUACAAUUGCUCUGAUCCAGACGUGGUACCUCCUCAACAGAUAAUUUGACAGCCCUCCACAUCUUUUUUCAGAAAGAGGAAAAAAAAUCGUGCGGCCUUUGAUACAUUGCAGCCCUUUUUUUUUCUUUUCUUUUUUUUUUUUUUAUCUCCGGCGAUUCGCCUUAAAGCUGACAGCGGAUAUCUGAAUGAAGAGUCUACCAAAUAUUUCUGUUUUGGCUAAUUGUUAUUUUUUGGCAGAUAAAUGGCAUGUUUUGUCGGACUAAAUCGCGUUUUGUUACAUGGAGGAGUCUUGAGAUUGGAGCGACGUUCGAAGGGAGUUCUAUGCAGUGUGAAUAUUGUUGCCUGUUGAUGAUGAUGUAGGCUACCUUAGGCUGGAGCAAACUGUCGUGAGAACCGGUUUGUAGCCAAUGUCUUGAAGUGGCUAACCCGAUAGUCAAAAGGAAAACAGGACUCCCAAAUGAAAUUGGAUGAUUUUGGGUGGGGAGGACGGCUAAAGCAGAAAGCUUUUUGACAAACAUGGAUACAACUAUUGCUUGAAUUAAUUCAGAAGACUGACGUUUAAAGUUAAAAAAAAUCUGAGAGGGCAAAUGAUGAUGUGGUACGAAUCCGAGGCAGGGAACCGUGUAAUGAAGGAUAAAUCAGCACUGGAAUAGAACCACAGAACAGCGACAUUCUAGAACAGCCUAACGGGAUUCAUGUUAGCAAGAAUAAAACGGCGCGUGUAGAAAAUCUCUCAAAUUUUCUUCAUGUAAAAAAGUGGAGAGAGGAAAUCUGUUUCCUGGUUAGGGGGGUGGGGGGGAAGGAACAUCUUUUAUUCAUGGUUAGUGUUGGGGAAACUGGGGAAAACCUUUCAACAUUACGGUUAAUAAAGAGAGAACUAUAGCCAUAUUUUUUUUUUGACAAGGAAGAGCCCCAGAAGAUAUCAGCAGAGAAAGCGAAUGACAGUCGGCCGGGUAUUAGUAAAGCACUUGAGCUAGAGGAAUUGGCUGAAGUGGGGUUGAAGCAUGGGCUGUGCUUCAAGCAUUCAUAUCUCCGAUAGGGUGGUCUAUCAAAGUGGAAAGGAAUCCGAGGAUUCCCAGCAGACCAAUACCACUCCUGCCCCAGGACUCCCGAUCAAACCCAACACCGUCAAGAACACAUUUACAGAGGUGCAGUUUGGACCAAUGAAGUUAUACGAAGAUCAGCUUCAGGUACUGUUAGUAUUUGCCAAAGAGGACAGCCAGAACAAUGGAUUCUGCUGGGCUUGUGAGAAGGCCAACUUCAGGUGUACUGUGGCGAGGACUCCUGAGGCAGCCCUGGAGUGCUUCCUUGAAAAGCAUCACGACCUCGUCAUCAUCGACCACAGACAUUCCAGAUAUUUCGACGCUGAAGCACUAUGCCGGUCAAUCAGGGCGGUGACCUCUUCAGAAAACACUGUGAUAGUUGCUGUAGUAAAAAGGCCAGACAGGGAGGAAGCUUCAGUGAUGCCUCUUAUCAAUGCUGGCUUCAACAGGCGAUAUGUGGAGAACACUAAUAUGAUGGCCUGCUACAAUGAAUUGCUACAGCUGGAGCAUGGAGAAGUACGGGCACAGUUCAAACUGAGAGCAUGUAAUGCCAUCUUCACAGUCUUGGAGCAAAGUCAAGAAGCCAUAGAGAUCACCAAUGAGGAUCAAGUCAUUCAGUACGUGAAUCCUGCCUACGAGAGCAUCAUGGGAUAUCAGCAAGGUGAACUGAUAGGGAGGGAGAUUCUAGAAGUGCCUAAAAGUGAAAAGAAUAAGCCUGAUCUCCUUGAAACCAUAAACUCCUGCAUACGGAAAGGAAAGGAGUGGCAGGGGAUUUAUUAUGCCAAAAAGAAGAACGGGGACAGUGUUCAACAAAAUGUGAAGAUCACACCUGUGAUUGGACAGGGAGGUAAAAUCAGACACUAUGUGUCUAUCAACAAGCCUUUAAAUGAUAACAAUAAGUCAUCCAGUGAACGGGUGCAGGCAGAGUCUCAGACAGACAUCCAGUCCAGUAAGCAUAAGGACCGGAGGAAAGGCUCUUUGGACGUCAGGUCUACGACGUCUCGGGGGAGCGACGGCUCCUCCCAAAGAAGACAUUCAUCCAUGGCUAGAAUCCACUCCAUGACCAUUGAAGCGCCAAUCACAAAGGUGAUCAACAUCAUCAACGCAGCUCAGGAGUCCAGCCCUAUGCCUGUCGCCGAGGCCCUGGACCGGGUCCUGGAGAUCCUGAGGACCACGGAGCUGUACUCCCCUCAGCUGGGCACCAAGGAGGAGGACCCCCAUACCAACGACCUGGUGGGCGGGCUGAUGACGGAUGGCUUGCGAAGACUGUCAGGAAACGAGUACAUAUUUUCGACAAAACAGCCCCACCUCCCGAGUCACCUGACCACACCCCUGUCAUUGAAUGACAUCCCUCCCCGCGUUGCCCAGACGAUGGAGAACGAGGACUCCUGGGACUUCGACAUCUUCAACCUGGAGGCUGCCUGUAUGAAACGGCCUCUGACCUACCUGGGCCUGAAGGUCUUCUCCCGGUUCGGGGUGUGUGAGUUCUUGAGCUGCCCAGAGGCCACACUUCGAUCCUGGCUGCAGGUGAUUGAGGCGAACUACCACUCCACCAACUCCUACCACAACUCCUCUCAUGCUGCCGAUGUCCUGCACGCCACUGCCUACUUCCUGUGCAAGGAGAGGGUCAAGCAAAGUCUGGACCAGAUCGAUGAGGUGGCGGCCCUGAUCGCCGCCACGGUGCACGAUGUAGACCAUCCGGGACGCACCAACAGCUUCCUGUGCAAUGCCGGAAGCGAGCUGGCCAUCCUGUACAACGACACCGCCGUGCUGGAGAGCCACCACGCCGCCCUGGCUUUCCAAAUCACCACACGGGACGACAAGUGCAACAUCUUUAAGAACAUGGAACGGAAUGAGUACCGUACCCUGCGCCAGGCCAUCAUCGACAUGGUCCUCGCCACGGAGAUGACGAAACACUUUGAGCACGUCAACAAGUUUGUCAACAGCAUCAACAAGCCGCUGGCUGCGCUGGAGGAGAACGGGGGAUUGUGUGACGAGGAGGCUGUCAAAGGCAUCCUAACGUCCCCAGACAACCGGAUCCUUGUCAAGCGCAUGCUGAUCAAGUGUGCCGACAUCUCCAAUCCAUGCCGACCGCUGGAGCUUUGUAUAGAAUGGGCCGGACGUAUAUCGGAAGAAUACUUUGCACAGACUGAUGAGGAGAAGAGACAGAAUCUACCAGUGGUCAUGCCUGUGUUUGACAGGAACACCUGCAGCAUUCCUAAGUCCCAGAUCUCCUUCAUAGACUAUUUCAUCACAGAUAUGUUUGACGCCUGGGAUGCGUUUGCUGACCUUCCUAACCUCAUGCAGCACCUGGACAACAACUUCAAGUACUGGAAGGGCCUGGACGAGCGGAAACUGCACAGCCUGCGUCCUCCCCCAGAGUAGGAGCGCUCAGACGGGGUUGGACACCAGGCCCUGGGCCCCCUCCCUGGUUCCUGUCCUCCAGGGCGGCUCUACUCCUCUCGCUCCCUGCCAGCCCACCUCCAUCCGCGGCUGCCGGGCAUCCACUCUUCUGCUUCAGUAGCACGCCACAGAGCGUCCACGUGUCCGUCCGACACAGACAUUGCGCGCUGAAGCGCGUACGAGCGGGCGGACGGGCAAAGCUGCAGCGACCCUAGGCUUUUGCUUCAUACAUAGACCACGUUCCCUGAGGAUGGGCAGUGGACUUUCACAUGGACACAGUACUUCGAAACUACCGGUGCCUGGUAGGCUAAACGGACGACUGCCGCCUGUAAGACGGCGUCAGAGACUGUUCUUCUCCGAGCCAAACUAGUGAUGGACGCACUGUCCCACUAGUACUCGCGGGUGCACUCGCGCACACACGCGCACACACACACACACACACACAGGUUCUCCCUGCUUCUGUCCGUCUCUGCUGAGAAUGUUACUGUCUCUCUGUAGAGAGGCAGCUUGUUCUCUGGCUGGUGGAGCUACGGAGAAACGCACCGUCAAACUGGAUUCUGAGGGGCCCGGUGGUCCCUUUCGCUCUUCCGGUGAGAAGCUGUCCGAGGAUCGACGGACGGAGAUGUCGCGUGGCACAGUUUACAUCGCAACUGGUACCCUAUUCCCUGCCUAAUGCCCAACAUUGAAUUAUGACAAAACCCCGUGGAGCUCCGAGUCAUAAGACGUGUGCUAUGCAGGGAAUAGGGUGCCAUUUGGGACAAGCUCACGGUGUGAAGUCCACAUGGGACCUCUAACCGGCGUGCAGUGUGUUCCAGGUCAGACUGCCACCCCGCCCUCUCAGAGGCUACCAGGCAGGAUUACACUCCACCACCAUUUAGUUUUUCUUCUUGUUGUAUUUUCCAUGUUUGUUUGUCCUUCACAACCACGUUGUCCACUAACAGGACCUGUAGCGACGGGGGAUGUGGGG